Drosophila albomicans is the source of this 1082-nucleotide messenger RNA. RefSeq lists its product as uncharacterized. NCBI's taxonomy places the organism in Eukaryota, Metazoa, Arthropoda, Insecta, Diptera, Drosophilidae. The transcript is spliced from 2 exons. The record is from RefSeq and is a predicted model, not a curated record. The coding region runs from base 252 to 752 and encodes 166 amino acids.
GGUUCAUGUUGUUGCAAGUAGCUCCUAAAAGUAUGCAUUUGUUAGUCUGUCGAGUUAGCUUAAGCUGCUGUUAAGCUGAGCUUAAAGCAGCGCUGUAAGCAGCUGAUAAGCUGAGCAGUGUUGUAAAACUGCUGAUAAGCGUAAAGUGCAUCGGUUGCACUGGAAAGCUCAGCUUUGACAUCUGCGCCAGCUGCAUCGGCUUGAGCGCGGCCAACUUAGCGAAGGCCGGUUCCGGUUUGGUCAUUUUUCUAAUGACCGGCUGCGUACAUAGACGCGUAAUUACCGAAGAUUUAAAUCGGAAGGCAUCGAGCGCUAUUGGCGAUUUUUUUUAUUGUUAUAGCAAAUAUUUGGGUUGGUUUUGUUGCCUUCAAGGCCUUGUUCUUUGCUUCGAAGCAGACAGCCAGUUUGCUUCGACCAAGUGCCUUCGCAAGCCGCAGCUUGUCCAGCGGAGCACCCCUGCAACGGCCAGCGGAGCACCUCUCCGGCCCUCACGGCCAGCGGAGCACCCCUGCAACGGCCAGCGGAGCACCUCUCCGGCCUUCACGGCCAGCGGAGCACCCUCUCCGGCCCUCACGGCCAGCGGAGCACCCCUGCAACGGCCAGCGGAGCACCUCUCCGGCCCUCUCGGCCAGCGGAGCACCUCUCCGGCCCUCACGGCCAGCGGAGCACCCCUGCACCGGCCCUCUCGGCCAGCGGAGCGCCUCUACAGGCCACUGCCUGGCCAGCGAAGCGCCUUUAGGUGCCAACUUUAACUCUCUGCCAUCAUCAUCAAAUUGUUUUUGUGAAAUCAUUCUCUAAUCGUCGAUUAAAAGUGUUGUGAAAACCAAAAAGAUGAUUUAAAUUAAAUCAUGCCACUCUUGCAAUUUGAAACAAACAAAAUCUAAUUUACCUGUUAUAAAAAAAAAAAAAAAAUGAUCGAAAAGUGUAGCGCUUGAAAAGAAAGCUAGAUUUUAAAUAAAACAAAGCAAAUAAAAUGCAAAUUGCAAGUUUUAAAAAUGUUUGAAAAAGUGUAGCGCUUUCGACCGAAACAAAUUAAAAUUUUACACAUUCAAGUCAAAAUUUAAAUAAAAAAAAAUAGAAAA